AUGCAUGGAUUAGUCGAGCAAUUUCUGAAGCUGCGACCCCCAAAAUUUGCUGGAAUCGAAGAUUCUGAAGAGGCGGAAUCCUGGAUAGAUGAAUUACAAAAGGCAUUUGAACUUCUGGGAUGUUUCGAGGAAGAGAAAGUCACCUUAGCAGCCUAUCAACUGCAAGGAAAUGCCAGCUAUUGGUGGAAGGCGACUAAGGAAACCGCGUUCCUAGGGAAUGCUACUGUGAAUUGGAAUGCUUUCGUUGAGGCAUUCAACGGGAUGUAUUUCUCCGAGUGUGCUCGUGAUCGGAAGAUAAAAGAAUUUCUGCAACCCCAGCAGGGAAAUAUGACGGUGGACCAGUAUGAAGUAAGGUUCGCUCAGUUAUCGAGGUACACCCCGAGACUCAUUGAAAAUCUAGUUGACAAGGCAAAACGAUUCCGUGAUGGUCUCAAACCUGACAUCCGGAGUCAGUUAGUACCUCUGAACUUGAAAGAUUAUAACAAAUUAUAUGAACGAGCUCAACUGAUUGAGAAAGAUUUGCUGAAGAGGGCGACUCCGACAAGACCUUAUUAUUCUACUCCCCGAAUGGAUCAACGUUCGGGCAAGAGGCCAGUGACAAGGGGAAAACGUCCAUUUGUUUCCAACAAGAAGCGAAAUUUCCAGCAGCCAAUCAAUAUUUCUGGCAAUACUUGUUCUGUUUGCGGAAGACAGCAUGGCGAUGCCCCGUGCCCAAUUCGUACGGGAGCAUGCUUCAAGUAUGGCCAACAAGGUCACAUGGUCAGGGACUGUCCGCAACGGCGAAAGAAUAUACCUUCACAGCAAAGACAGGCGACAUCAUCGACUGGAGUUCAACCUCGUGCUAACAACGGCGAUCAUCCUCCGGCAUAA
This is a messenger RNA of Syzygium oleosum, 870 nucleotides long. RefSeq lists its product as uncharacterized. Bases 1 to 870 code for a protein of 289 amino acids. Gene Ontology annotation, molecular function: zinc ion binding; nucleic acid binding. Lineage: Eukaryota; Viridiplantae; Streptophyta; Magnoliopsida; Myrtales; Myrtaceae. The record is from RefSeq and is a predicted model, not a curated record. The transcript has a single exon.